This is a messenger RNA of Annulohypoxylon maeteangense, 2096 nucleotides long. RefSeq lists its product as uncharacterized. Gene Ontology annotation, molecular function: ubiquitin protein ligase activity. Bases 241 to 1758 code for a protein of 505 amino acids. The record is from RefSeq and is a predicted model, not a curated record. NCBI's taxonomy places the organism in Eukaryota, Fungi, Ascomycota, Sordariomycetes, Xylariales, Hypoxylaceae. Gene Ontology annotation, biological process: ubiquitin-dependent protein catabolic process. Gene Ontology annotation, cellular component: cytoplasm. The transcript is spliced from 5 exons.
CCCCUAUUGUCUACUUUUCAUCUCCCCCAAUUUCCAACCCCCAAACUUGCCAAGAACAACAUUUUCAUCGCUUUUCUUAACCUGCUCCAUACCACAACUAAUCGCUGUCCGCUGUCCACUGUUCUACUAUCCGCUAUCCUUCGCGUCGUCCACGUUCCUGAGAUCCUGUCUCUCUUUCGUUGCCAGUCGAUGACCGUUAUGUCUCAACAAUCCCUUAAAUAGGAUCAUGAUUACAAGAGCAUGUCACUCCAAACCGUCCGGAAUGUCGUAUUGUUAUUCAGCAAUCCCAGCUGGUCAGAUGGCCAUUCGAUCCCUAGCACCAUUCUCAGAAACAUCACCGCAUUAUCUAGACAGAUAGCAUAUUCCGAGGACCUACUUGGAAACGUUACUACUCUAUCAACAACCUCGGUGUCGACGGCAAACGGAGUUGUCCAAGGCCUAUUAUACGUACCAGAUUUAGCCGCCAACGACCCGUGCCAGAACCUAACAGCAGAUUACAUACCUAAAAAUGUAACUCGCCAGGUCAACUUACCAACCACGAAUUAUAAUCUAAUAGCCCUUGCACCAUGGAUCAACACCAACUGUACCCGGUCGUUUCUCUCCUCGGCCAGGCUGGAUCCUAUUCGAGGCAUGCUAGUCUAUCGUCCAGAUGACGACGACACCAACCAACCCCCGGAUGCGGAUGAUGAUGUUUGGAAUCUAGGUGACGGAAAUGCCUGGAAAGCGCAAAAUCGAUACCCCGUCUACGCAAUUCCCGGCAGCUCAGGAAAUCAGAUGAUGCGUCAACUCAGCCUAUAUUCUGGUGAUUUAUCAACAGUUCCCUUCAGCGACCAGAUUAUCUCGACGUAUUCGCCAAAUCCAGCCGAUUAUGUACGAGUAUGGACGGAGUUAUCAGUGAUUACCGUGUCGACGACGCUCCCCCUCUGGGCCUUCAUUCUAAUUAUUUUAGGGGUAAUAAUAUCUGUUAUCGGCAGCACAUCGCUACUUAUGCACUUUGUCCAGAGCCGUCGCCGUGCAGCAUUACGAGGGCGUGUCGAACGGGGAGAAGUAAAUUUGGAGGCAUUAGGUAUCAAGAGAUUAAGAGUGCCAUUAACUCAUAUACAAACUUUUCCGCUAUUCACAUAUAAUUACGAUCCGCCAAUACCAACAUCCCCCACGUCGCCAAAAUUCUCAAAGGGGAGGAGAUCAUCGGAAGCUAGUCGACAGCCCAUCAACAUGAAGGCCGAGAAAACCGAUGCGCCUAUUAACUAUCAACCUGCCUGUCUUAUUUGCUUAGAAGACUUCGAAUCUAAGAAGACAAUAAUCCGGGAAUUAUCCUGCGGUCAUAUCUUCCACCCCGAAUGCAUCGAUGAGUUUCUAAGCCAAAUGAGCUCAUUAUGCCCUUCCUGCAAAGCAUCGAUGCUCCCUCCUGGCUAUUGUCCUGAGAUCACCAACUCCAUGGUUCGCAGGGAAUUUGGUACAAGGAGGCUUAGGUCACGAGGUGGUGCCAUAAUACACGUGGAUGUUGAAAGAGGACGGGAAAGACUGUCGUCGUGGAGCAGCACUAUGAAAAAACAUAUAUGUCGUGUGUCAUCUCCGAAGCCGGAAGAAGCCGUUGAUUUGCCAGAACAGCGGCCCAGGAUUGAGAGGCAAAGUACUGUCGGGACAGCGCGAGAUCGUAUGCAGGACCUAGUCGUCCCCGUCGACGAAACCAAUAGUGAUGACGGGCGGCCUCAAUGGAAACGCACGGCUCUCAAAGUCUUCCCGGGGUUUAGAUAACCGGAUUGGGGACAUUUUAUACGUUAACGGAAUGGCAUUUGCAUGGUUUGGCGUCUGGUUAACAGGAUAGCAUAUUUAUGGGAGCUUAAUGCGGGGCCUAUCAAGGCGUUCAUGAGGAAACGGAUAUUGAUUUUAACGAUGCCCCCGGCAUCCAUGGACGUGGGUCGCGGUGUAUUAAGGAAUCGGGUUUGCAUAUGAAGACUGCUUGGAUAUACCCAGAUUCGACAUGAUCGAUUUUCCCGAGGAAUACAAAGAAGAAUUCGCAUUGUUAAUACUUAGUACAGUACCUGAACUUGAAUAAUGACUGUAGAUGUGCGGUACCACAAUACGAUCGUCCC